Patiria miniata (bat star) is the source of this 2647-nucleotide messenger RNA. RefSeq names its product di-N-acetylchitobiase-like. Gene Ontology annotation, biological process: carbohydrate metabolic process; chitin catabolic process. Gene Ontology annotation, molecular function: chitin binding; chitinase activity. Gene Ontology annotation, cellular component: extracellular region. Bases 110 to 1231 code for a protein of 373 amino acids. The transcript has 7 exons. The record is from RefSeq and is a predicted model, not a curated record. Lineage: Eukaryota; Metazoa; Echinodermata; Asteroidea; Valvatida; Asterinidae.
UGCCUGUCGUAGUAGCUAGGGACACUGACUAUUGUGUACGCGCACUCAAUGCAUAAUAAUUCUUUAGACGGGGAAUUGUAGGCCUAUACAUACACCUAAAACGGCCAUCAUGCUUUUCAUCAUGCGAGUUUUGCUGUUGGUCGGUUGCUGUUUUUACGGAGUACUUGGCGAUGUGUCACAAAGCCAGUGUCCGUGCAAAGACCCAUCGCACUGUCAACUCGUCAAGGCACCGCCUCGAAAAGAGUUAUUUGUUUUCCGGACCGGCGAUAAAGAUGAUUGGAAGCAAUACGAUUGGUCGUACAUCACUACGGUGGCCGUGUUUGGACCUUACGACCCAGAUCUCAUGUGCUAUGCACACUCCAAGGGAGCGAGAUAUGUAUUUUCGGCUGAUUAUCCAGCAAAGCAGCUAAACAACGCCACCGCGCGGUCAGCCUGGGUCAAGCAGCAGGUGAACACUGCCCUCUCUGGGUUCUUGGACGGUAUCAACAUUGACUUCGAGGCUACACUAAGCGAGAGCGAGGCUCCUGACCUCGUGGCCCUGGUGAACGAGACUGCAAAGGCGUUCAAACAGGCCAACCCACACGCCCAGAUAUCUUUUGACACCCCGUACGCACCCGGAUGUACCUGGGGCCGUUGCUAUGACUACAAGAACCUGUCCGAAUCCUGCGAUUUCCUCGUUCUCAUGAAUUACGACAUGAAUGCCGAUGCCGACAUGGCAAUAUCAAACGACCCCUUCCAACGCAUCAAAAUUGGAGUGGAAUCUUUUCAAGCUGACGGCAUACCAGCUAAUAAACUGGUACCCGCCUUCCCUUGGUAUGGCUACGACUACGAAUGCACGCACGUUCUCAAGGACGACAUUUGCUCUAAAAUCGGUUACCAGCGGUACAAUGCUCCAUCACCUACGCAAGUUUGCUACAGCGGCAUAACUCAAAUGCUGAAGGACCUUAAAAUGGUUGGAACUUUGAACUCCACUUUCGUCUCAAAGUUCUACGAUUACACGGAUAAGACCACGGGAAAGCCCCAUCAAGUAUGGUACGACGACCCAGAGACCCUCACGGUGCGGUACCUGUACGCCAAGCACGCCGAUCUCCGGGGUGUGGCUAUGUGGCAUGCCGAGUGCCUCGACUAUGGGCCCGACCCGGCAACGCAGAAACUCACCAAGGCAAUGUGGGACGCCAUUGAUGAGUUUUUUCAACUCGAAAAAGGUGGAAGAGAAAGUUGCAUUGAAUAACAAGAUUCCAUCUGUGCAAUGGAACAAUAAUUAUUUGUGAGGGGAUCGUUUUUGUUUUAAUUAUUAUUAAGUGAACCUGUCAAAAUGCGUUUAUGCACUGCAAAGAAAAAUAAUAUCAAAUUAUAGGUUUUGCCCUUCGCCGACGUUCAAACACUGUAUACUCAGUGAGAAAUAUGCAUGAUUCAAAGAGAAAUAUGCAUGAUUCUCAAUGAGCGUUUACCAAGCCUCGGCAUUAUCGUAGUUCGGAUUCGUGUUGCAACUUUGCUUUUUUUGAUUUAGAACAUGGACGGCGUCUUAUUGAUUCUGGAGGGUGCACACCGGUAAAUCCAUCCGCCAAGCUCAUGAAUAAAAGUUAUACCCUCAAAAUUAGAGAGUUCUGAGCGCCGUAAAAUUGGGAAAUUGAAGAGAUAUGGUAAUGAACCUCUGGCCCGGACUUGGGGCUUCCAAUUCUGAGCAUUUUGGAUGCUAUUGGGCUCGAAAGUGGCGCUAUUUUGCCAUGUUGUGGAGGGAUCGUUUUUCAAGAUGGCUACUUUUCCGCUUUGGAGAAAAUAAGGGUGGUCCUCUUUGGGUGAAAAUAUCGCGAAAAGUCAAUUGUCAACCCACCAAAAAAUGAAAAGAAAACGAAAGAUUACAUGUUGAUCAUCAUUUUUCUGUGCAGCUUGAAUACCUGUGAGAGUUCUGAGUAUUUUUAAAAGAAUUUUGAAGUAUGGGCAUUUAGCACUAGUGUCUAUGGGAAUUUAUUUGCACUGUUGCAUCCUGGAGCCAGAGUUGUGAAGCCGAAGCGAUGACAAUGAAGUCGAGGUUUUAUAUAAACUCGACAUUAACUUGAUUUGGUGUGGAGUCGUAUUAUUAAUUUUUAUGCAGAGAAUGAAGUGUGCUGGCCAAAUUAUAACUUCAUAUAAAGGCUGAAUAAGUGAUUGAUUGUUGAUGAUCUUUUACGAGAAGGUUGAAAUUCUGGGCUUAUGAUCGGGAACGCCCACUUGUAUGUUUUAUGUGCUAGGCUAUAUACAGAGGGCGCUCUUCAACAUUAAUUACCGCCAUGUACUUGAUGCUUUUGUAAAUGUUUGCUUUUUCACAUAGGCUGCCUCAAUUUUGAUAUGAAAUCAAUAAUUUAAAAAUAACUGUGUCACGUUACAAAAAUAAUGACUAUAAAUGAGAACCACACACACAUAAAAGCAAUUGAAAUUGUGCGAAUACCCACUGGCAUACACCUAUUAUCGUACGAUCAUAAGAUCAACUUUGAUGCUACAAAGUAAAUACCAAUUAGAAUCAACUUUGCUAUGGUAAUUGGACUUUUGAAUUUGAUUUCGCGUAUCUCAUGACUUGUGUAACUUUACAUAUUCCUCCUGGACCCCCAAAUAAAUUAACAUAACAGUAAUUCUGUCGUACAGACCCAUAUGUUGCUCUGUAAGAUGA